Menidia menidia (Atlantic silverside) is the source of this 1595-nucleotide messenger RNA. The record is from the annotation of a GenBank genome assembly. NCBI's taxonomy places the organism in Eukaryota, Metazoa, Chordata, Actinopteri, Atheriniformes, Atherinopsidae.
UCCGCGUGUGUGGGACCGGCGCCUCCCCGCCGGGCCGUUGAGGCUCUGUGAUUGGCUGAGCAGGGAUCAGCGCGAGCCGUCUGGCACGAGAGGAACCGGUGAAAACGAACCAGUGGGGUAACUGGUGUAAAAUGGCGCUGUCUCAAGGAACAAAGAAAAAAGUUUGCUAUUACUACGAUGGUGAUGUUGGAAACUACUACUAUGGCCAAGGCCACCCCAUGAAACCCCACAGGAUCCGCAUGACACACAACCUCCUCCUCAAUUAUGGGCUGUACAGGAAAAUGGAGAUCUAUAGACCACACAAAGCCAGCGGCGAGGAGAUGACAAAGUACCACAGUGACGACUACAUCAAGUUCCUGAGGUCAAUCCGGCCGGACAACAUGUCUGAGUACAGCAAACAAAUGCAGAGAUUUAACGUUGGAGAGGACUGUCCUGUGUUUGACGGGCUCUUUGAGUUCUGCCAGCUGUCCACCGGCGGCUCUGUAGCCGGAGCAGUGAAGCUCAACAAGCAGCAGACUGACAUCGCCAUCAACUGGGCCGGCGGGCUCCAUCACGCCAAGAAGUCCGAGGCGUCCGGCUUCUGCUACGUCAACGACAUCGUGCUGGCCAUCCUGGAGCUGCUCAAGUACCACCAGAGGGUGCUGUACAUCGACAUAGACAUCCACCACGGAGACGGGGUGGAGGAGGCCUUCUACACCACAGACCGGGUCAUGACCGUCUCCUUCCACAAAUAUGGGGAAUAUUUCCCUGGCACUGGAGACCUGAGGGACAUUGGAGCAGGAAAGGGCAAAUACUACGCGGUGAACUACCCUCUGAGAGACGGCAUCGAUGAUGAGUCCUACGAAGCCAUCUUCAAGCCCAUCAUGGCGAAGGUGAUGGAGAUGUACCAGCCCAGUGCGGUGGUGCUGCAGUGUGGGGCGGACUCUCUCUCCGGGGACCGGCUGGGCUGCUUCAACCUCACCAUCAAAGGUCACGCCAAGUGUGUGGAGUACAUCAAAAGCUUCAACCUGCCCCUGCUGAUGCUGGGCGGGGGGGGCUACACCAUCCGCAACGUGGCCCGCUGCUGGACCUACGAGACGGCCGUGGCCCUGGACAGCUCCAUCCCCAACGAGCUGCCCUACAACGACUACUUUGAGUACUUUGGGCCUGACUUCAAGUUGCACAUCAGCCCUUCCAACAUGACCAACCAGAACACCGGCGAGUACCUGGAGAAGAUCAAGCAGAGGCUGUUUGAGAACCUGCGCAUGCUGCCCCACGCCCCCGGCGUCCAGAUGCAGGCCAUCCCCGAGGACGCCCCCCACCCCGACAGCGCAGACGAGGACGAGGAGGACCCCGACAAGCGAGUCUCCAUCCGGGCCCACGACAAGAGGAUCGCCUGUGAAGAGGAGUUUUCAGACUCCGAGGACGAGGCAGAGGGGCAGGGGGGGGGCCGCAGGAACGCAGCCAAUCAUAAAAAGACGAAGCGGGUGAAGAAGGAGGAGGAGAAGGAAGGAGGAGAGGAGAAGAAAGAAGUGAAGGAAGAGGAGAAAGAAGAGGAGAAGAUGGACACGUCCGGACCAAAAGAGGAGGUGAAGACCACUUAAAGCCCCGUCCAG